Drosophila sechellia is the source of this 642-nucleotide messenger RNA. RefSeq lists its product as uncharacterized. The record is from RefSeq and is a predicted model, not a curated record. The transcript has a single exon. Lineage: Eukaryota; Metazoa; Arthropoda; Insecta; Diptera; Drosophilidae. Bases 33 to 569 code for a protein of 178 amino acids.
AUCACACAAACUGUGAAUAUAUUUUAGAAAAAAUGGCAAUUUUUGGAACAUAUUUUGCGCUGAUGAUCGCUGCCUGGGGAAUGCAGCUAUGUCCUCGUUUGUAUUUUACAAUGGGUGAAAAUGCCCUGAAAUUCGAGAUAUCCAGCAUAUCGUCGGCGUUUAUAGAGGCCAACCUGUAUACUCUAUUCACGAUACUUAUUCUGCAGCUGCCCUCAAAGAUAUUUGAAAACCGAAGGCAAUGGAACUUCAAAUGGGUCUUUGUGAUGCCGUACAUUAUGCACUAUGUGAGCUGUUUUUGGAGCUCUACGCAAAAUAUAAGGGAUCUUCUGAUUAAACCACCCAUGUAUAUGAUCAAGAAUUAUGGGUACUUACACCUAGGAAUGACCCUGAUUUGUGGACUCCAGCUGCUGGCAAUGGUGGAAAUCGUUUUUAUUUUAUUUUAUAGCCUGAAAAAGGGGACUGAUUGCGAACCGAAAGACAGGGAUCGUCAAGAUGCGAAGAAAAACCCAGGAGCUGUAAGAUGGAAGACUAAAGCACCUUCCACUUCGACAACUCCUUUCAACAAUUAGUGCCGGAUUAUUUGAUUAGCUCGCUAAUUGCCUUGUCCUCAGCGCCGCACCAAAUAAAUUGUAUGAGCACUUA